Ustilaginoidea virens is the source of this 2871-nucleotide messenger RNA. RefSeq lists its product as uncharacterized. The coding region runs from base 1 to 2871 and encodes 956 amino acids. Gene Ontology annotation, molecular function: protein serine/threonine kinase activity; tau-protein kinase activity; ATP binding. Gene Ontology annotation, biological process: microtubule cytoskeleton organization; protein phosphorylation; intracellular signal transduction. NCBI's taxonomy places the organism in Eukaryota, Fungi, Ascomycota, Sordariomycetes, Hypocreales, Clavicipitaceae. The record is from RefSeq and is a predicted model, not a curated record. The transcript is spliced from 3 exons. Gene Ontology annotation, cellular component: cytoplasm.
AUGAGUCCCUCAGCCGUAGCCUCUGUCGCCGGCAGCCCUCCUGAUCCUCACUCCGCUCACGGCACCGCCUCCGAUGCUCACCAUGGGACCAACUCCGUUGUCAAGCAAACGAGAUCACGAACCACCAUUCCUACCCAGUCUGGCAAAUGGAUUCUCGGAAAGACAAUUGGCGCGGGAAGCAUGGGCAAAGUGAAACUUGCUCGGAAAGAGGACGGCAGCGAACAGGUUGCUUGCAAAAUCGUCCCUCGUGGUUCAACCGAAGAGCAUCAGUCUCGCGCCGACAAAGAACGGGCUGAUCAAUCCAAGGAGAUUCGCACCGCUCGCGAGGCCGCCAUUGUCACUUUGCUCAAUCAUCCUCACAUUUGCGGAAUGCGAGAUGUCGUCCGUACCAACUAUCACUGGUAUAUGCUCUUUGAAUAUGUCAAUGGCGGCCAAAUGCUGGACUACAUCAUCUCUCACGGCAAACUCAAGGAGAAACAGGCUCGAAAAUUCAGUCGCCAAAUUGCCAGCGCGCUGGAUUACUGCCACCGAAAUAGCAUCGUUCACCGAGAUUUGAAGAUUGAAAACAUUCUGAUUAGCAAGACUGGUGACAUCAAGAUCAUCGACUUUGGUCUGAGCAACCUGUUUUCACCCCGUGGCCACCUCAAGACCUUCUGUGGUAGCCUUUAUUUUGCUGCUCCGGAGCUUUUGCAAGCCAGAGCUUAUACCGGCCCCGAGGUUGACGUGUGGAGUUUUGGUAUUGUUCUCUACGUCCUCGUUUGUGGUAAGGUGCCUUUCGAUGACCAGAGCAUGCCGGUCCUCCACGCCAAGAUUAAGAAAGGGCUGGUUGAUUACCCUAGUUGGCUGUCAAGCGAGUGCAAGCAUCUCAUGUCCAGAAUGCUGGUCACUGAUCCCAAACAGCGCGCCACCAUGCAGGAGGUCAUGAACCAUCCGUGGAUUACCAAGGGCUUUAAUGGACCCCCUGACAACUAUUUGCCCAUUCGCGAACCCGUGACGUACCCCUUGGACCCAGAGGUCAUACAUGCCAUGCAAGGGUUCAACUUUGGAACCCCCGAAACCAUCAGAGCGCAGCUCACAAAGAUCAUCGAGUCUGAAGAGUAUCAGCAGGCUGUCAAGAUGUAUCAGCGAGAACGCGAGCUUCCUGUCGCUAAUAAGGAUGCAGAGAAGAAGAGGGGCUUCGGAUUCGACUUUUACAAGAGACGCAACUCUUCCAAUAGCAGAGACACGCUUACCGGACCGAGCACUGACACGUUGCAGCUGGGACACGAUCCUCUACACGCCUUCAGCCCGUUACUCUCCAUAUAUUACCUUGUUCAGGAAAAGCAAGAGCGAGAGCCUGCUCAGACGCCACCAGCAUCGGCGAACCCCCCUCGUGAAAAGGACAAGACGCGUGAUCGCGAGAGAGAACGGGAGAGAGAUCGGGAACGUGAUCGUGAUCAAGAGCAUCUGGGUCGCGAAAAGAUUCCCGAGAGCGAACCAGACCUAGCACCUCCCCAGGCAGCUCACACCAAUGCAGCUGCCUUUGAAAUGCCGGGAGAGAAACCGACUGGUGGACGGUCACGACCCCGCGCUCGCACACAUGGCGAGGAUGAUGCUCCCGAAUCAGCAAAAUCACGUAGCCAUGCACCGUCGGCCGCUCCGGAAACCAAGGUCGAACAGUUGCAGAAAAAAGAGGGCACCGCUGCUGGGCUACUUCGAAGGUUCAGCACCCGUAAGCGACGCGAGCCAGAGCGUCUGGACAAGGACAGAUCUCACCCUCCCGUGGUCCAAGUCCAUUCCCCGUCCGACCCAGCCACUCCAAAGAAGAGCUUCAGCAUUCGGCGCGGCAGACGGGACAGGGAAGAACCACCGGUUCCAUCUGCUCGGUCAGGUAGCAGCCAGCCUCAUCAUAGCACGCUGCUUGGUCCACCAAUGUCAGCGCGAGGCGCAAGAGAUUCGCGGAAGUCGGGGUUGGGCAGGUCUACCAGCGUCAACUCGGCCGAAAUGCGCCGCCGGGAGGGGGGCAGGCUGCCAAAGGAAAACGUUGCCACUAGUGGCUCCGACCAGUCCGUCUCCAACGAUCAAAUGGAAUCUUCCCAGAAAUCACACGGCCACUCGCGCUCUGCUUCGAUGAGAACGAAAUCCCUCGGUCACGCCCGCAGAGAGAGCAUUCAACGGCGUCGCUUGAAGCGUGAGGGUCUUCAAGAAGCAGAUGUACCCGAGGAGACGGAUUUUGAGCCAGAGCACAGCGGAAGAUCAACGGACCGGCUUGGCAGCGCAGAGUUGGCCAAGCCCGUCUUCCUGAAAGGCCUGUUUAGCGUGUCGACAACGUCGGGCAAAUCCGUACCUGCCAUCCGCGCAGAUAUCAAGAGAGUGCUCAGACAGCUCAAUGUCGAUUUUACGGAGAUCAAGGGAGGGUUUUGCUGCCGACACACGCCGAGCAUUGACCUGAACAAAGUCCAGGACCCCCCCAUGAGCCCAGGGCACACUCCCGUACAUCAUCGACGUCGUUUUAGUUUUGGCGGUCUGAUGCGUAACGAUGAUCGAGACGACGUCCGAGAGCUCGAUCGGGAUCCGCGCCAACCUCCUACACCUCGCACUCCCGGCCGAUUCGAACGUGAUCGCUCUGAUCGAGACCGCAGCUUCUCAAACUCGGAAACGUCGGUGGAUAGCAUCCCCCGCCGAAACGGGGGUGCUGCGAGACGAGUGCCCGGGGAGACGAGCACACAAGUGCAAAGCGACCUGGGCGAAAGCAUGGUUCUAGAGUUCGAGAUCUUCAUCGUCAAGGUACCCCUGCUGUCGCUACACGGAAUCCAGUUUAAGCGCAUGACCGGCAACACGUGGCAGUUCAAGAAUAUGGCAGACCAGAUUCUACGGGAUCUGCGGCUUUAG